GUUGUCAAAUCACAAACACGGCCUCCAUGAAUUCUCUAUAGUAAUCACUUAGGUACCUGGCUCAUCAACAUUCAUUGGCCAAGUUCGAAGAUGUCGGCAGCUGCAAAUAUCUACAGAGAGGAGAUCGACUUUGUAGCUCUGGGAAAUGAAGACCCAGAUUUUGGUAAACUUUUGAAGUCAAAUGGCCAAUUGGAAUUUAGCGAUCCUAAAUCGGUUCAGCAGCUCACAAAAUCACUGUUGAAGCGGGACUUUGGUCUGAACUUGACACUUCCAGAAGACCGACUCUGCCCACCGGUACCUAAUAGGUUAAACUACAUAGUUUGGUUGCAAGAACUUAUUGAUACAUCAAGUGAUGAUUAUACCGACUCCUACAACCCUAAUCGACAAGUUCAUGGGCUUGAUAUUGGUACCGGAGCAAGUUGUAUAUAUCCACUUUUGGGUUGUGCUCAACGUGCUUCAUGGAGAUUUACUGGAACAGAUAUCGAUGACAGGAGCAUUGCUUUUGCUAGAACUAAUGUACAAAGUAAUGGACUGCAAACUCGGAUUCAGCUCAUCCAGACCAAACCAAAUGGGCCGUUGAUAUCUCUUGAUAAGACAGGUUGUGACAGUUUAGACUUUACACUUUGCAAUCCACCAUUCUACACUUCAGCCGAGGACCUAAUUUCUUCAGCAUCCCUUAAACAAAGACCUCCAUUUACAGCUUGCACCGGUUCCGAAACGGAGAUGGUCUGCAAAGGCGGAGAAGUAUCUUUUGUCUCACAGAUGAUAGUUGAAUCCUUGCAAUUAAGAGAUGGAGUUCAAUGGUAUACUUCCAUGCUAGGAAAGUUCUCAAGUUUAUCGAAAGUCAUUGAGCAGUUGAAGGAAUACAAAGUCGACAACUAUGCGGUGACAGAGUUCAUACAGGGCACUAGGACAAGAAGGUGGGCGGUAGCGUGGAGCUUUAACGACAGAAGACCGAGUGCUGCAGUAUCUCGUGGUUGUAAAAGUUUACAAAAGAGUCUACUGCCAUUCCCAGCAGAGCAAACGAUUACGGUUGGCAUACACGACAAAGCUGACAUCGCUGCACGACUACACGAUAUGUUAUCAAAACUUAUCACGCUAUGGAGCUGGGAGCCCGCGACAUCCGUUGGUACAGGCUUCUGCGAGAAAGCCGUGUGGUCUCGAGCGUCACGCAGGCAUCUAAACAAGACUAAUGAUGAGAAGUCAAAUGUUGCCUCGAAAAUUCUUCCUGGAGAUAUGGCUUUUGGGUUCAAAAUCUCAUUCGGGGAUCCCGAGGAAGAACCUCCCGGAACUAAAGUUGUUAUUCGAUGGUUGAAAGGCCACGACAGUGUUUUAUUUGAGAGCUUUUGUGGCAUGAUAAAAAGAAAGUUACAAGACAUGUGAUGUCAGCGCAAUGAAUUUUCCGAGCGCUAUCUGCCGAUCUGGGGAGCUACACAAUAACUGUGACGAGAUACAAAGGAUACACAGCCAAAUCCAAAGUUCCUCGAUCUAAAUGAAAGGUUCUUUUUUGACAAACAUUGAUCCUGUGAGAGGGUUCGAUUCAGCAACCAGGGCACAAAUAUAUGGGUAUGAUCAAUACGUGCAUCCUUCCAUUGCGAGUUGAAAGGAGAUGAAGGGGGUUGGAUUUGUAGUUCUAGUUACUUAUUAUUAGUAAAUUUGAUGGACCUGGACGCAAUGGACAAUCCGUAUCAAUAACAAAUCGUAUUAAUUUAAAACA
Botrytis cinerea B05.10 is the source of this 1717-nucleotide messenger RNA. RefSeq lists its product as hypothetical. Gene Ontology annotation, biological process: rRNA base methylation. Gene Ontology annotation, cellular component: nucleus. Lineage: Eukaryota; Fungi; Ascomycota; Leotiomycetes; Helotiales; Sclerotiniaceae. The coding region runs from base 91 to 1383 and encodes 430 amino acids. The record is from RefSeq and is a predicted model, not a curated record. Gene Ontology annotation, molecular function: 23S rRNA (adenine(1618)-N(6))-methyltransferase activity. The transcript is spliced from 6 exons.